AUGUCCAGCGAUGCAGCCAGUGACCGCUUUUCUUUUUCCUUGACCACAUUUUCACCCACCGGAAAGCUUGUACAAAUCGAGUAUGCCCUAAAAGCGGUGCUCAAUGGGCAUACAAGUGUUGGCAUAAAAACGAAGGAGGGCAUUGUCCUCGCUGCUGAAAAGCGACUUGCUUCACCACUUAUUGACACGAUGGAGAGCCGGGUUACCCUUGUAGCGCCGGGCUUAGGCUUGGUCUACUCUGGAAUAAGCCCUGAUGCCAAACUACUUAUUGCAAAGGCACGAAAAAUUGCUCAAAAGCAUUGGAUGGCUUUUAGAGAAUAUCCAACUGCCUUAAUUUUGGUCAAGGAACUUGCCUCUGUCGUUCAAGAGUACACACAAUCAGGCGGUGUUCGCCCAUUUGGUGUUUCGUUUUUGGUGGCCGGGUUUGACGAUUCUGCUGCCACCGGUGAUGGAAAUCAGAGGAAAACGAUCACACCUCAUUCGCUUUACCAAAUCGACCCUAGUGGGACAUUCUGGCAAUGGCGUGCAACGGCCAUUGGGAAAAAUACUGCAAAUGCGAAGGCCUUUCUUGAGCGCCGAUAUCAAGAAGACUCCACCCUUGAAGACGCAAUUCAUACCGCUAUUCUCGCAAUUAAGGAGGGAUAUGAAGCCAGUGGGGCUUCUGGCUCCUCCUUUUCUGCUGACUGUAUAGAAAUUGGGAUCUUAAGAAUGGUCCCUUUCCAUGUUUCCGUAAAUACACACAUUCCAGAAUGGCAAACCCGAUCCAUGGCGCCUGAGUUUGUGUUGCUUUCUCAAACUGAAGUGACAGAAUAUUUGGAGUCAAUUUGA
Messenger RNA from Mitosporidium daphniae, 828 nucleotides. Its product is annotated as alpha type subunit of proteasome. The record is from RefSeq and is a predicted model, not a curated record. The transcript has 2 exons. Gene Ontology annotation, biological process: ubiquitin-dependent protein catabolic process. Bases 1 to 828 code for a protein of 275 amino acids. Gene Ontology annotation, cellular component: proteasome core complex; proteasome core complex, alpha-subunit complex. NCBI's taxonomy places the organism in Eukaryota, Fungi, Microsporidia.